AUCGAAUAUAUUGAUUAGAUAGUUGGCAACUUAUACUUAAUACUUAUUAGAGUGUUUUCAGUCUUUGUGUUGAAGUUAGGAUAUUCUGCAUGUGCCAUUCCAAUACUUUUUUAUUGUGGAUGAUCUAAUCAAAGAUAGGAAAUUCAUCAGACGCUCUGCCGCGGCGCCACAGACGGUCGCCUUUUGAGUAGGUACUUACCUACACGUCUAAGAUGGCUCAGUAGUGGUUCGGUGGGUGAUAGGGUGAGAUUAAACUCUGAUACUUCUUCUUCUUCGUCGGAUGAAUCAUCGGAUGACUCAUCGGUUGACUCGUUGUCCAGUUUCAAGUUAGAAAUCUCAGAAAAGAGUUCAAGCCCGAGCGGAGAGAGCAUCAGUGAAGCAAUGAAGCAUCUCAUAGAAACCGUCUACAAGGAAGAUGACUUCAUGAAUGCCGUUGAAACUGGCGAUAUCGCUUCGAUUCGACGGUGUUUAUAUGAAAAGAAAUGUGACAUUAACGAAAAAGAUUAUUUAGGCAGAACUGCGCUCCACAUAGCAAUAAUAUGUGGCCAUUACGAAAUCGUAGAGUUACUUCUCGAAGCUGGAAUCAACCCUGUAGUUAAAGACAGAAUGUGCAUGACACCAUUGUCUUUGGUUCUCACAAGAUGCCCAAAGUUAAAAUUAGUAGAAUUGUUGUUUAAAAAUGGUGCAGUCAUAAUGCCGCGUAAGGAAAAGGGAGACGUUGGAUUAUUCCUGUAUUACGUCAUGAUCUGCCAAGCAACACCGGAAGAUAAGAUGAUUAUGGAGUUACUUCUAAGGAAAGGUGCAGUAAUAAACGACCCAGCCGCGCCGGCCGGUCGCCAGGCUCUUCAUCUGGCCGCUCUAGCAAACAACUGUGAACUCAUUGAAAUACUAUUAAGCUUAGGAGCAGACAUAUUCGCCACAACCCAGCUCAAUGAAACAGCCAGGGACAUCGCAGUCUAUUUCCGCUGCAAGGAGGCCGAAAUGCUACUGGCUGAAAAGGAAUAUGAUAUGAUGUUGCUGUAUGAAAGAGAAAAAGGCUCAUUUCAACCGCGAGGAAGCGCGUAUAAUAAAGAUAGUGUCCGGUUUUCCGUGCACUCGGCGAUGACUGAAAGCUUUUUCGGGCUCUCGAAAAGGGCUUCAACAGAUAAAGAAUAUGGUUCUUCUUCUAAAGGAGCCGAAAGUACCAAAGGCAUUAAGCGGUAAAGGUAGUGUGUUAUUUCAUAAGGCGAUAAACUCACAGGAGCCUGGAUUGUCUAUGCCCAAGGAAGACGAGCCCCCUACCCGAGGGUCUACCGCGUCCGGUACCGCACAAUAGACCUAGCAAGAAAAUCUUAAUAAAGCAUAGGUAGAUACCAACAACAUCAGAGGAUAUCAACAACUUCACUCAACCCAAUAUCUUUAGCAAUAAGAAAAAAAUGUGAACCAGGAUAGGUACCUAAGUACGUACUUAUACGUAAGUACCUAUGUGCCUAUCCUAUUUCACCUUGUGUAAGAUGAUAAUAAUGAUGAUUAAAUAGUGGGCUUAUGGACAAACAGGUGCUGACUUCUUAAUUUUUUCGGAUAUUAAAUUACUAUGCGGUAUACUGCUGCUAGCCCUGCUUUGUGGCUAGCCCGCACACACAGCUCUUUCAGAUCGGUGAUGUUUGAUACAGCAUAGAUACGAAGUUAGGUAGGUACGCUAGGUGGAUUUCCCCUCCCAGUGCAAUAUGUUACUACGGCCUGUAGCCUAUAACUAGGUUAGUAGUUAGGUAGUAGUUUGGUAAGUACCUACCAAUGUUAUGUUGAGUUUGUUAUAAGUUUAGAAAUUAAAUAUGUUUUUAAUUAAUUAAUGCACGUCGCCAAGUUUAGGGUUAACUGAUUAGGUAGGUGCAUUACAUACAAAACAAUUUCUCCAUUCUCGGUUAGAGCAUAACCAGGGAGCAGUGGUUAACUUUUGACACAUCUGUCAUGAAUUUUAUAUGG
This is a messenger RNA of Plutella xylostella (diamondback moth), 1962 nucleotides long. Lineage: Eukaryota; Metazoa; Arthropoda; Insecta; Lepidoptera; Plutellidae. The record is from RefSeq and is a predicted model, not a curated record.